CACCCAUAUGUUACCACGCAUCGUCCUAGUCUUCUCUCUUCAUCAUCUCCUCCGACUGCACAUAGUUGUUGUCUCCCUUCUGUCUUCGUUUCUGUUCCGAUCAUUGCUGUGCAACUGAAAAUGAAGCUGGCUUACAUUGCACUGUGUGCUGUUCUUGUGCUGCUUGUAAACGAAGCGCACAUCUCCAUGGCGGUUACCUGCAAGCCAAUAGAGCUAGCCGCAUGCGCAAGCGCAAUAACAUCGUCGUCUUCUCCCUCCCAGAUGUGUUGCAACAAGUUAAAGGAACAGAGGCCAUGCCUCUGCAAGUAUCUCAAGGACCCUAACCUCCAGAAGCUCAUCAACACACCUAAUGCUAAGAAGGUCGCCAACACCUGUGGUACCCCCAUCCCUAGUUGCUAGAUUCAGUACAUAUAUAUAGGGGACUCUUACGUACCACCCUCCAUUUUCAUGUCUGCUUGGUCUUUCUUUUGGGGUGAAUAUCUAAUGGUAUAUAUAUAUAUAUAUAUAUAUAGCUUAAUUAUGUUGCUACUUCUGCAGUAUGUCUUACGUUUGCUCUUUUAAUUUCUACAAGACCAUAGUUUACUAGUUGUAAGUGAGCGUGGCAGUUAUGGGAUUAUCAGAGUCUAAUGAGAAUGUUUUCCAGAAAGAUAAACUAAUUAAGGGAGAAUAGUGAUCUGUUUUACAUCUAAAA
Nelumbo nucifera (sacred lotus) is the source of this 691-nucleotide messenger RNA. Its product is annotated as non-specific lipid-transfer protein 2. NCBI's taxonomy places the organism in Eukaryota, Viridiplantae, Streptophyta, Magnoliopsida, Proteales, Nelumbonaceae. The record is from RefSeq and is a predicted model, not a curated record. Gene Ontology annotation, biological process: lipid transport.